Molecule: messenger RNA, 2334 nt
Organism: Pyricularia grisea
Lineage: Eukaryota; Fungi; Ascomycota; Sordariomycetes; Magnaporthales; Pyriculariaceae
Exons: 3
Coding region: 345-743 (132 amino acids)
Source: RefSeq, a predicted model, not a curated record
GCGCACACCACUUUUAGAUCUUCUUUGUUCUGUUACAUUUAUUUUCCAGGCAAAGUCCGUGCUAAGAUCUUGUUCCUGGCUCGCUUCUCAUUUAUAUAUACUCUGCAACCCCUCUUGCUUUGUUGAAGUUGCAGCCCUCGAUCAUUUCCGGCAUCGACAUUCACAUCCUUCAACAAGCUCAAGCCUCAAAGAACUUGACCACUGCCGGAUACACAUGCUAUCCCAUGAUUCACAAUCUACAUCUUCAACAAUCACGGCACAGCAGGGUUGAGUAAAGCCUCAGACUUGUCGGAACUCUACCAUCGUCACACCACCCAAACACUCCAACAAACAAAUACCACAAAAUGGCAGAAAGGAACAAUACAAUGGUUUCCGUCAGGAAAUACACAUCACAGUUUUCCAAGGCCAUGCGCAUGUGCGGACCCUCUACAGGCGGUCGAUUCGGGAGGAAAAAGUCUAGAGGCAUGAACAUUUCUGCUCCUUCCAACUUCCGCAGGGAAACAACUUGUAUCCCGGGUCUCAGCAACGACGAGUUGGUCUCGCUCAGAGAACUCGCCUACGAGAAGGCCCUCGCCUCCCAGAUCGGCAUCAUGGACUUUGACAGCAUACCACCUCGCCGACUGCCACCUGCGAUCCCUACCCGGCCCAUGGGCGGCCCAAUGUCGUCAAAUCCAGUCCUCGUCAUCAGAGACAACGAGCCCAAAGAAAAAAAGAAGUCUGGAUUCCUAUCUGGGAAGUACUGAAAGGCCAGGGCAUCGCAGAGCCCGAAAUUCUGCGUGGAAUCAUGAUCUUGGAUAUUUAGACAUUUGACCCUAAUCUUUCUUUUGUUUUAUUUUCAUUUGUCGAGUAUGAAAUGAAAAGGCGACGGCGUUGGGCGCAGGGUUGAACGGCUCACCGCAUGGUGAUGAAGAGGUUGGGAUUAGAGAAAAUUAACACGAUGAAUGAAUGACAAACUGAUCCAUACAUGUUCAUGCCAUUUGUUGCUGUCUGUAUCUCAUUGUUGCUUUUGUUGCUGUUUCUGCCUUUUCUACACAGCAUCAUUCUGAUACCCACCCAUUAUAGGCCUUCAAGCUCUCCAUCCGCGCCCCCUCCAUCUCGCCCUUGACCCCCAGGAGUCUAACUCUUACCUUCUUGUUCCUGCUCCAAUCCGCCAACCACUCCUCCAACCUCUUGGUGGUAGCGUCGUCGUCCCUCACAAGGAGUGCCAAGGCAUCGAAGCCACCCGCGCCCGGCACGACACCGCCGUAUACACCCUCGACACCUUCCAGCGCAUCAAGAAGCUCCGUCUGGCUGCUGGGCUCGAUCUCCACUCCACUCUCGGUCCCCAUUUUGCGUAUGAGGUCCCUGACGCCAGCGACCGCACCUCUGAUCCCGCCUGGCUGUCCCGACGCCAGCACUGCGGCCAAUGCCUCAUUGCGCGCCUGAAGGUCGUCCCAAAGCUUGCCGGCGGCUUCGGCGUUCGCACCUCGCCAAGACAGCACCGUCUUGACCAUGCCGACCGUCUGGCUGCCACAGUCCACGUCGCACAUGCGCACGGCGACUCCCGGCGGCAGUGUCACGCCGGCGGCGUCGACCUCGACGUCCCAGAUCUUGCCGAGGACGAGGUUCUCCAGCGCGGCACCGAAGCCAGGGGCGCCGGGCGCGGGCAUGUCAGCGAGCACCGAGGGGCUGAAGCGUCGGUACCUGCAAGAUCCGUAGACGGCGGCGGCGACGUCGAAUCCGGAGCCUACCUUGCCCUGCGCGGCGCAGUGCGCGGCCUGUGCGAGGUUAUGCAGCGUCGCCUUGCCCUGUUCCGUGGCGAGGUCGAACAGCUGCGGCUCGAGGUAGUGCGUCAGCAGCGCGGCUGUCAGGGAGGUGACGAGCGCGGCGGACGAGCCAAGACCCGUCUUGUGUGCACCGGAGAGCGUGGUCGGGAAGCGGGCGAACCGGUUCGUCGUGGUGGGGGCAUCGGCGGGUAGGGAAUAGUAGUCGUUAUCGGCGAGGAUGGUCAGGCGUGCUGGGUUCAGACUGCGCUUGGCACCGUGCUUGGCAAGUCUGGAUAUCAGGGUGAGGGCGUAGGAUAGUGCGGUUUCGACAAAUGGGUUUUUGACGAUUGUGACACCUACACUUGUAGCUGCGUGGCCUUGAUGCCGCCAUCCUCGUCGGCCAGAUGGUAGCCGUAUCGCCAUUGCGCGUCAAUGAACUGAGGGCUUUCGACGAUGAUUUCCGAUAGCUGAACUCCAGGGCUGGUCUCUAUCUCAGCGGCGACGACGUUGAUGCGCGCGCUAAGGCCAAAGACUAUACCUGUAUACUUGCGAUCCAGGACGAGGUACCCACCAGCUAGGAGCACCUUGC